This is a messenger RNA of Monosiga brevicollis MX1, 2697 nucleotides long. RefSeq lists its product as uncharacterized. The coding region runs from base 1 to 2412 and encodes 803 amino acids. The transcript is spliced from 9 exons. Lineage: Eukaryota; Choanoflagellata; Craspedida; Salpingoecidae. Gene Ontology annotation, cellular component: membrane. The record is from RefSeq and is a predicted model, not a curated record.
AUGCGACACCUCGCAUCCUGGCUUGGCCUUUUGGCCGUGCUGGCCUUGGUGGCCCAGCCGAUGCAAGCUCAAACUGCUUCUUGCGAGAUGACCGCUUCGAUGGUCUUCAACUGCAGCGACACAGUGUUUGACCUCUCUGCCUUUACCAACCCUCGGCAAGCCAAGACUUGGACCAUCACGACGAGUCUGGCCAUUUACUACAUCAAGACCUGGAAUAAUGGUAUUGAACGUGGCGACACGCUCUGCGAUGACCUGCCGCAAAAGACUUCUGUCGCUCGUGCCGUCUCGACCUCGUGUACAGCCAUGUCGCAAAUCAGCAAUGGCCCGGCCAGCUUCGACCCCAGCACUGAUCAGCUUGUGUUCAAUCAAACGGCAAUCACCAACAUCCAAGCCAGUUUCAUCUUUGUGUGCGAGCCCGAUGCCUCCCCUCUGACCACGAAAGACUUUACCGUCCUCUCAGAGAGCAUCAGCAAUGUCGUAUUUCAGGUUGGCAUCCCUGGCGUGUGCUUGCCCACCACCACAGCUUCCCCGUCGACGACCACCACCACAACUUCUGGCGCUGGCAACAACACCACUACGGCCAUCCCCUCCACCACCACCACCACCACCACCGAUACACCCAACAGUGGCAACACAACUACUGCUCCCUCGACAUCGACCACCACGACUUCCGGCGCUGGUAACAAUACCACUACGCCAGCGACCCCACCAACCACCGCCACCCCCACAACCAACGAUGGCAACACAACCACCACUGCCCCAGAGACCACCACGCCCACUGCCGGCAACGCCACCACAACGGCACCUGGACCCACCAACACCACCACCACUGCUGGUCCAUCUACCAGCAGUUUACAGGAAAAACCCCUCGUCUAUCCCAUCUUUGAGCCGUGCAUCGCCAUGGACUUUGACUUUAUCAACGUCACAACGGACACUGCUUCGAAGCAAUGGAAAAGAGUUGAUAUGAUCAGCCUUGCAGAACAGAGCUAUUGUGGUAAUCUCUCCACAUCAGAUGCUCCGCAAGCACAGUUGGCCUUUGCGGCGGGCAUCCAUGAUGUCUUUGCUUUUGAGUUUCAAGGCCACGUCGUCGAUGGCGUCGUUACCACUUGGGAACUGAUCGCCAUCGAGGCUAACGUCACGUUGGACGUGCUACCCGUUGUCAAACGACUUGAGCGAUCCCAAAGCCCCAAUGGAGAUCAAUGGCCAGCAGCUGAGCAUGGCUAUGGCUACGCGUGUCCAGCAGAACUCGAUUUUGCCACCGAUUUUGAUUUUUUUUCCUUGCAUGUCAACAUUUUCCAGGCCCAGCCUUUCAAUUUGAAGGGUGAUGCCAUAGCGCCCGCGCCGGACCAAGGACUGGACACUUGUCUGGGCACGACACCGUCACCCGAACCAUCCUCCACCACGACUCCUUCUGGUGGCAACAGCACCACGACACCAAGCGCCGUGCCAACAACUCCUUCUGGUGGCAACAGCACCACGACACCAAGCGCCGUGCCAACGACUCCUUCUGGUGGCAACAGCACCACGACAGUAGACACGACCACAUCGACCAUUCCUGGCGGUAAUGGUACUACGACCAUUCCUCAUGGCAACACUACGACAACCACUCUUCCCACCACUUCCUCUACCACUGCCCCCUCGACCAGUACGACGACUCGUACGACAACCACUACUCCGGCCACGACGCCGGCUGACGAAGGGCCGGUGCUAAUUUUUGCCACCAACGGCCAGCCUUGCUUGCUUGUCGACUUUAGCUCCAUCGCCAUUCGCAUGCCUAGUCCAGACGGUUCCACCCUAUCAGCAACCGUACACCACCACAAGGGCCAAUCCGACUUCGUAGUCGUGCCAAGCCAGAGCCUGUGUGGCAGUUCCACCCAGCCCUACAGUCAGAUUGCCUUCCGCUACCUUCCCUCGCCCGAUUCUGCGGAUGACGAGGCCACUGUUCGUGCCCUGGAUAUCACCUUGAGCUUCGUGGCUUCGGUCAAGAAGGAUGUUGUUACCACGUGGGAUACAGCGGGCUUCGAGUUUACCGCUCAGUUAGGUUCGGUCACCUUCUCGGGUUCACUCAAUGUCGCCAACGCCUCAGACAGCAAGGCUUGGCCGAGUGCUGCCGAGGGCUAUGGCUACGCUUGCGGCCAGGACGUGGCUUUUUCUUCGUCAUCCAGUAAUGAUGGGUUUGGUGUGACCUUUGAGGGUCUGAUGCUUCAGCCUUUCAACGUUGUGAACACCAGCAUUGUGCCCGCGGCUGGUCAAGAAUUUGAUGAGUGUGCUUCGGGCAGCAGGAAAAAGCGCAAGUCACACACGACCGUGAUUGUCGUCGUUGUCCUGUUGCUCGUGGUGGCCGUGGGUGCUGUUGUCGGGACCUAUAUCCAUCGUCGUCGGCGCGGUGCUUAUGAGAGCCUUGCGGGAUAAGCACCCUGGAACGAGCUGCAUGCUGUCGUGUGUUUAUUGGCCGUGUCUGUCGGUUCUUUUGCACGCAUGCCAGCAAUGCUGAAUUUUGGCUAAUUUUCGUGUAAUUUUUAAUCUUUUUUUUUUUUUGUGUGUGUGAUUGUUGUUGUUGCUGUUGUUGUAUGUUUUCGCUUAUGUUUACGGCAUCCCCGCACUUGGAAUUACGUUUAGGCUAAAAAAUGGGCAUGCAUUUGUAUCCGUGUCUUCUUUCCUGUGUGCAUCCGUCUCUUGUCAAUCGAUAUGGUUGUC